Mercenaria mercenaria is the source of this 2385-nucleotide messenger RNA. Its product is annotated as U3 small nucleolar ribonucleoprotein protein MPP10-like. The transcript has 11 exons. Lineage: Eukaryota; Metazoa; Mollusca; Bivalvia; Venerida; Veneridae. Gene Ontology annotation, biological process: rRNA processing. The record is from RefSeq and is a predicted model, not a curated record. Bases 4 to 2304 code for a protein of 766 amino acids. Gene Ontology annotation, cellular component: small-subunit processome; nucleus; Mpp10 complex.
UCUAUGAAAAGGCGAUUUGUUUGCCCGAUGUUAAGCUAUGAUUGUGUACCAGUCAAAAAUAUGGCUGCUUGCACGAGUGGAAAAAUUGUCAAAAGUUCGUCAAAGAUUAUCGCUUUAACAGACAAUCUAGAGAAUUUCCUUAGUGCAGAGAAGUCAUUUGGCUCCAAGUACACUGUUCCUUUGAAGAAUUUAUAUGAUGCAUCAAAGGUAUUCAGUGAGGAUAGCUCAACUUCAGACACUCUACAAGAACUGAUUGUAUCAGGAUUUGAUGAUGAGCAGAUUUGGCAGCAACUGGAACUGGAAAAUGAAUCAUGCAUUUCCAAUUUGUUGAGUGAAGCUGCAAAAGUUAUUUCUAACAAAAAUCGUUGUUCAUUUAAAUCAGGCAAAUUUGUUUCUUCAAAAGUACCAUCUAAGUCAAAGCAAAACAAUAAGAUAGCAGGAACUACUUUACAAGAUGAUGAAUUAACAGACAGGACUCCUAAUCAGAAAAAAAGUUCUAAAGAUAGUAAGGUUAAAAAUAAUGAAGGUGAUUAUUUUGAUGAAGGGAAAGUGUUUGAAGAAAACUUAACAGAUGAUGAUGAUGAUGAACUUGCAGACAUAGAAAAAAAACUUGAUGAAGUUGACAAGGAUGAUAAGUUUUUCGAUUUCACUGGAGACUCUGAUGAAGAUCUGAACUUCGAUUUUGGCCCAUUGGGGCAGAAGGGUGAUCUAGAUGAAGAGUUGUUUAAUGAUGACUCAGAUAAUGAAGACAAUAAAAGUGAAAAUCAGAAAUCUAAAAGUAAGAAAAAGAAAUCUGUGUCUUUUAAAGAUCAGACAGAAAAUGAAAGUCACAUCAAAGAUAAAAAAAAAAUUAGUCAAAAGCAAACAAAGAAACUUUUAAAGAAAGGAAGUAUUGUUGACGAUGCUUUUUUCAAACUGGCUGAACUUGAAGAGUUUCUAGACCAGGAGGACAGACGUGAGGAGAGGAAACUCAAAAAGGCAAAAGGAGAAGAAAGUGAUGAUGGUGAUGAUGAUGAACAGGAAGAGGACAUUGAUAUGUUUGGAGAAAUAGAUUCUGCAGAAGAGGAGGCACACUAUGAAGAUUUCUUUGAUCCACCAGAGGGAGAAGUUGAUAGCUCAGCUGGAGAAAACAAAAAGACUGAAGGAGAAAGUAGUGAAGAAGAUUCAGAUGCAUUUGAAGAAGAAAGUGAUAAUGAAGAAGAAAACAGUUUAGAAGAAGAGGUACAAGCAGCUAAAGAAAGACACAGCCAGGAUCUUUUUGCAGGCUCUGAUAGCGAGGGAGAAGAUAUAUCAGAAAUUCUGGGUGGAAAUAGACCAAAAAAGUCAUCAUAUGAAAUAAGACAAGAAAGGUUGAAAAAGAAGAUUUCGGCUAUGGAAGAUGAUAUGUUGUCUGAGAAACCAUGGCAACUUGCUGGUGAAAUCACUGGUGGCAAACGCCCAGAAAACAGUCUGUUACAGGAGAAUUUACAGUUUGAACACACCACAAGAUUACCCCCUGAAAUUACAGAGGAAACAACAAAGACCCUUGAAGAUUUGAUCAAACAAAGAAUAAAGGAUAAGGCAUGGGAUGAUGUAGAACGUAAAGUAAAGCCCAAAGACAACCCAUUUGAAUACAAGAAGCGUAUAACUCUCGACCAGGAAAAGAGUAAACUGAGUCUGAAUGAAAUCUACGAGCAGGAAUACCUUAAACAACAGAAGUCAGAAGAAGUUGAGAAGACUGAUCCAGGUCAUGAUGAAAUAAAGAAGAUGAUGCAAUCACUGUUUAUAAAGCUAGAUGCCCUUUCCAACUUCCACUAUACUCCAAAACAGGCAAGUGCAGAGGUCAAGGUCAUAACAAAUCAACCUUCAAUUACAAUGGAAGAGGUAGCACCUGUAUCAGUCAGUGAAGGAAAAUUACUGGCACCAGAAGAAGUUAAGGACAAGGAGCGGCAGGAAGUUAAAGGUUCAACAGAGAAAACUGCAUCAGAUAGAUUGAGGGAAAGAAAAUUGAAGAAGAAAAACCAGAGAAUAAGGAAGAAAGAACAGGAGAAGAGACAAAAACUUGUUGAGAAAUUGAAUCCUGGUCUUGGAAACAAGUAUAGCAAAGAAAAAGCUUUGAAGAAACUUGAGAAGGAUAGCCAUUCUGAUACUGCUGGAGUAACUCUGAUAAAGGAGGACAAAAAAGAACGGACAGGUUUGACAUCUUCAAAGGCAUUCUUCACUCAACUUCAGGAGGAGGUAACCACGAGUAUCAGCAGGAAACGAAGUGGUAAAAACCAAAAUUUGAAAAGAAAUGCACAUGGUGGAAAGAAAUUUAAACUUUGAUUUUUUUAUCUGUAGCUGUUUUAUGAUAUGUAUUAAUAAGAUGAAUAUAAAAUAAAACAACAGUAAAAGAUAUCUAGAUGA